AUGACAAAAUUUAGGAAAUUGAAUCGUCCAACAGGACAUCGUAUGUCCAUGCUUAGGACAAUGGGGUCGCAAUUAGUGAAGCAUGAGCAGACUGAAACCACUGUUGCUAAGGCGAUAUUUGUUUGUCUGAUACUUGCUGAUAACUAUCUGCUACUGAAAAAAGAUGGAACUCUAUCUGCUGCAAGACAGGCAGCUGCCUUUGUACGCGGGGAUGCUGUCAUUCAUAAGCUCUUUACUGAAUUGGCUUACAGAUACAAAGAUAGAGCUGGUGGAUACAUGAGAAUGCUCCGAACUCGGAUUCGAGUAGGUGAUGCUGCAGAAAUGGCCUAUAUAGAGUUUAUUGAUAGAGAAAAUGAACUUAGACAAUCCAAACCACCAAAUCCUCAACCUCCACAGAGACCAGCCAUGGAUCCCUGGACAAGAUCUCGGCUCAGCAGACAGUUUACACCACCUAAGGAGGAGAAAUUAUCGGCUCUGAUAGUUAAUACAAGUUUUUCUGGGAAGUGCAUUCAAGAUGAUUGUUUUGUCUUUUCAAUUCAUAAUGAUAUAUCUGGUUUUACAUGUUUGGAGCCUACAUGUAGUAGUGUAAUGAUAAUAAUGUUUCAUUCAACAGCACUAGGCAUGGUGAUUGGUAAAUUCAACUGGUUUUAAGCUUCUGUAUUUUCCAGCCUGCA
Lycium barbarum (goji berry) is the source of this 674-nucleotide messenger RNA. RefSeq lists its product as uncharacterized. The record is from RefSeq and is a predicted model, not a curated record. Gene Ontology annotation, molecular function: structural constituent of ribosome. Bases 1 to 651 code for a protein of 216 amino acids. Gene Ontology annotation, biological process: translation. Lineage: Eukaryota; Viridiplantae; Streptophyta; Magnoliopsida; Solanales; Solanaceae. Gene Ontology annotation, cellular component: ribosome; large ribosomal subunit. The transcript has 8 exons.